Molecule: messenger RNA, 1065 nt
Organism: Adineta ricciae
Lineage: Eukaryota; Metazoa; Rotifera; Eurotatoria; Adinetida; Adinetidae
Source: the annotation of a GenBank genome assembly
AUGGAUUUCCACGUCGAGUGGAUCAAGUAUUUUCAAUACUUUCCUCGCAUUCAUUUUGAAAAAGAUGUGGCUGUAUGUGACCUAUUCAUCUACUUCGAUGUACCUGACAAUGUGAUGAUCGAACGAUUACUGAAACGUGGAGAAAUUAGUGGACGAGUUGAUGAUAACCGAGAAACGAUCGCAAAACGUCUGCAUACAUUCAAUGAAGAAACUACGCCCAUCUUAGAUUAUUACAGCAAACAGGGUAAACUCGUCAAAAUUGAUGCGAAUAGAAAGCCAGAUGAAGUGUUUACGGACGUAUCAAAAGUAUCAGAUCGAUUAUUGUCACAUUAUCAAACAAACGACCAUUCUGAUUCAUCCAGUAAAGGUACGUCCAUAUGUAUUCUCAACACAUUGCUGAUACCCAAAUCAGAGUUAUUUUCGAGAGUCUAUAGUCAGCAAGAAACAAUAAAAAUGACACAAGUUAUCGAACGCAAACCGGGCUUAGACAAUUUGAAAAAUUCGAAGAUUAUCUUCGUUGUUGGUGGACCGGGAUCAGGAAAAGGUACCCAAUGUGAACGCAUUGUUCAAAAAUAUGGAUUUACACAUUUGAGCACGGGAGAUCUUCUUCGUGAAGCUGUUCAAUCGAAAUCGGAACGUGGUGAACAACUCAAUGCCUUGAUGAAAGAAGGCAAAUUAGUUCCAAUGGUAGUCGUUCUCGAUUUGCUCAAGGAAAACAUGAUUAAAAAUGCUGACAAAUCAAAAGGUUUUCUCAUCGACGGCUAUCCGCGUGAAGUUCCUCAAGCUCAAAAAUUCGAAGAAAUGAUUGCUCCAUGCAAUCUCGUUCUCUACGUCAAAGCAAGCGAUGACACAAUGACAAAACGCUUAUUACACCGUGGUCAAACAUCUGGUCGAGUCGAUGAUAACGAAGCAACGAUUAAGAAUCGUUUACAAACCUUUCAUAACCAAACUUUACCGGUCUUAGAUCUUUAUCAAAAGCAAGGCAAAGUAGCUGAGGUCAACUCAGAAUUGGCACCGGAUGAUGUUUUUGGCGAAGUACGCAAUGUACUUGAUAAACUUGCAUAA